CUCCUAUAAUCCACCCACAUAUAUACUUGAGUUCAAUCUCGUAUCAUACACUUUUUUGUCUCACUUGCAAUCAUAGAUGGCACCCAGUUCCAUUGGAACUAGACGAGUAUUGUGUUGUGUUUUUGAAUUUCGUAUUUAAAGUUUGAAUACUUGAUUGUGUAUCACGUUGUGUCAUGUUUUCGAUUUUCGCAUUAAGAGUUUGAAUGCGUGAUUUUGUAGCAGUGAAAACUUAGGAUGAGUUGGGUAGUUCGAUUUUCGUAUUCUCGGUUUCAACAAGCUGCGUGAUUGUGUAGCAGUGAAAACUUUGCAUAGGGAACCAUAGCAAUCAAAGAAAGAGUCAAAAGUCAAAAUCAUGAACAGUGAAAAAGAGGCAGAUUCUAUUAAAUUAUUGACAAAGAUCCUUAACUCCUUGUCUUGGGAUUUCAAAAAUUUUACUCUUGUCCUUCAUCUUUUACCCAUAAACAGUGAAAAAAAACUUGCGGAAUCACGGCAUCAGUAGAAUUCUCCUUUUUUCCAUUUCUUGAGGUCACCUUUUUCAACACAGACAAAAACGUACAACCGUUUUUCUUUAUACUGAUGUUUUUUGCUAUUUUAUUGUAAUUUCUUGUGUAAAAAUCAUGGAUCCCAAGGGCUCAAAACAGCCACAGGAGGUUUCGAGUUUCUUAAAUAACAGCCCCGGGAUGGGCGAGAUUAAGGCCGCAGAGAUGAAAGAUUUUCAGAUUGUGGUUGCAGAGAAAGAAGAAGGGAAAAAGCAGGCACUGGCACCCAAAAGAAGCUCGAAUAAAGAUAGGCACACGAAAGUUGAAGGCAGAGGGAGGAGGAUAAGGAUGCCUGCCCUUUGUGCUGCUAGAAUUUUUCAGCUGACCAGAGAACUGGGACACAAAUCUGAUGGAGAAACUAUACAGUGGCUGUUACAGCAGGCGGAGUCAUCGAUAAUCGCUGCUACAGGGUCAGGGACUAUACCCGCGUCAGCUUUAGCAGCAGCAGGGGUUUCUAUUUCCCAACAGGGGAACUCUAUAUCAGCAGGGAUUCACCAGAAGAUUGACGAAUUCGGUGGGCAUAUGGGGGGGCCAGGUGGGGGUGGGAAUAGGACCAGUUGGCCUAUGGUAAAUUUGGGAAGACCCCAUAUGGCAAGUGCAGGGAUAUGGCCCCCUGCUGUCAGUGGAUUUGGAUUUCAGUCAUCAUCUGGUCCACCGACAGUUAAUCUGGGUAGUGAGGGUUCUAAUUACUUGCAAAAGAUUGGGUUCCCAGGGUUUGACCUGUCAUCAAGCAAUAUUGGGCCAAUGAGUUUUACCUCAAUUAUGGGUGCUAGUACUAACCAGCAGCUUCCAGGGUUGGAGCUUGGUCUAUCACAAGAUGGUCAUAUUGGGGUUUUGAAUCCUCAGGCAAUGAGCCAGCUUUACCAGCAGAUGGGACAGUCUAGGAUGCACCCUCAACAGCAGCAGCAGCAAGCAUCUCCCAAGGAUGACUCUCAAGGAUCGGGACAGUAGAUUGGUUCUUAAACACAUUCGAGUUGCAAAAAGCACAAAAGAAGAAGAAGAAGAAGAUAUUGCCUCGCGGAGAAGAUGGAUUUUGUGGAUGAUUGGUUCCAGUUAUUGUCUAAUUACUGAAAAACAUAGGUAUCCAAGAAUUCUGCCGGGCUGACAGCUUCUUCCGACUCUCUAAAUACAGUCUGGUGUAGAUGACUCGAGUCAACUGGUUUGUCUGAUCUGUUUACUCUGCUGAGGGACCUUAGCAUUAGUUGUAGUUGUUCCAUUGUACUUGAAGUAUAUAUGCAACUAGAAAGAUUUCAGUUUCAUCUCAUUUUCUAGAUGACCGGAAAGGGCAGGAAGCACAUUCAUCUCAUUUACCUUUUUACACGAUGGUCGACCGACUGACCACUUCAUGUAUAGACAAGUAGGUUCAACCAGCAUGAAUGAGAGGACAGAGAAAAAGUGUAUAAUAUCAGGUGGUUCGUCUAAAAACAUCCUAGGCAGCCAUGUUAAUGCAAUUAGGCCAAACCCAAAAGUGGGAAACAGAGCAAACUGCAAAAACAACUAAAUCUGAAGCUGAAGAAAGAGGAAAGA
Messenger RNA from Olea europaea var. sylvestris, 2066 nucleotides. RefSeq names its product transcription factor TCP20-like. NCBI's taxonomy places the organism in Eukaryota, Viridiplantae, Streptophyta, Magnoliopsida, Lamiales, Oleaceae. The coding region runs from base 618 to 1490 and encodes 290 amino acids. The transcript is spliced from 2 exons. Gene Ontology annotation, molecular function: DNA-binding transcription factor activity; sequence-specific DNA binding. The record is from RefSeq and is a predicted model, not a curated record. Gene Ontology annotation, cellular component: nucleus.